AUGUUCCAAUUUUUGGUUUUGUUGAUGAUUAUUACAAAUUGUGUUCCAGUCACAGAAUUUAUGGAAGGCGCAUCAACUUCAAAUGCAUAAUGGAAAAAGUAAGAUUCCACUCCAUUUAAUGAUUAAUUUCAUUGUGACAAUGGAUAGUUGAUAGGACCAUUUAUUGGAAAGGUAUAGACGAACAUUUAAAAUACAAUUACCAAUCUUGAACCUCAUUUUUAAUUAUACAUUACCUUAGACAUUGUAUACACAGAAUAUUGGUCUGGAAUAUCAAACUAUGUUAAUAUAUUAAUAGAUUAGUAAGUAAUUUAUUCUGAUACAUCUAUAAACUCAGCUAAUUUCAAUACUCCUAGUAAUUAUUGCAAGGCAAAUUCAUUUUAGUAAUUAUUUAAAUAAUAUUAGUACAUUUUUGUAUAAUUAAUAAUUGAUGACUAUAAGAUAAAAGAUAAAUAAUCAAAAUAUAAGUCCAUCUUUCGAAGUUUAAUCCAGUUUUUAGUGCACUUUAUUGUCCACAUACACAACUUGUGAAAAGCUACUUGUGAAAAAUAUUGUAGUCAUUCCUAGUAUAUGCCAUUUUAGUUGUCUUACAUGUAGUGGUCCAGAUAAUAAUAAUUGUCUAACAUGCCCUUAGGGAACAACAAAAAAUGGGAAGUGCUCAUGUUAAAACGGAUAUUAUGCUUAUAGUUAUUAAUGCGUUUAGACAUGCCCCUAAUAUUAUAAAAGCUUUGGUAGGGAAUGUAGUUUGGAUUGCUCUUUAAAUUGCUAAGAUUGUAGAGGAAAAUGUAGACUUUGUGAAAAUGGUUAUAUAUUUUAUAAUGGUUCAUGUGUCAGCAGUUGCCCAAAGGGGAGUUCCUUAAAAAAUGGAAGUUGCGUUGAUUAUAAUGAUUAAUCAAACUUUGGUUCUGAAUUUAUAGGAAAGUAUUUUUAUGGUUUAGAAAUUGAUCUUGAAAGCCAAAUUAAUUAAUUUACAUUUACUUUUAAUCCUGCAUUAUCAAAAUUAACAGGACAAAUAUUUUCAACUUACAAUAAUCAGUAUCUAUUAGGAGGGUUUGGUGUUUGGAGUGAAGGAUAUUUUAGUAUAGUUUAUAAUGGACUCGCUAAGCAUGAGUACAUUCGAAUUUAUUUAACUGCAUGGUUUAUUGAUAAUUGGACAGAUGAGCAUUUUAUUAUUAAAUUGGAUAACCAAAUAAUACAUGAUGUCUCGUAUUAAUCAUAGAAAGCUACUACUAAUUUAUUUUAUUAGAGCUCUAACGAUUAUGUUGAAGAAAUUUAUGUGAAUGUUUAACAUACAUCAAGUUCAGCUUAAAUAACUUUUUAAACCACAUUAUCUACCUCUGCUUAUUAAGCUAGUUUAGCUUUAAGUAAUAUAUUUAUUUUAAUCGAUUAUUGCGAUCCUUUAUGUGAAAUUUGUUUAUCUACAUAAUGUACUAAAUGUUAAAGUCCUUAUUAAUUAAUUAAUAGUCAAUGCUCAUUUUGUGAUUCUACUAAUUUUAGGAAUAAUGAUUGUACUUGUCAAGCUGGUUAUUACGAUGAUCUUAUUAAUCGUGAAUGUUAACUAUGCAGGUAUGAAUGUGAAACAUGCGUUGAUGCCAGUUCAUGCACACAAUGUAAAUUAGGUUCUAAUUUAAUUAUAUUGCCUAAUUGUAUGAAUUGUAAUGACGGAUAUUAUUUUAAUAAUGGAAUUUGUUCUACUUGUGAUUCAAGUUGUUUAACUUGUUUUGGAAGUGGAUAUACUUCUUGCUUAUCAUGUUAAACUGAUUAUAUUUUGAAUGAAUUUAAUUAAUGUCAAGCUUGUAUGUCAAAUUAAUUUAGUUCUAAUAAUUCUUGUUAGGAUUGCUAAUAUAAUUGUUAAACCUGUAAAGAUCUAUAGAAUUGUCUAACCUGCAAGAUAGGAAGAAUAAAUGCUCCAUUGUGCACUUGCCAAAAAGGUAAUUUAUUUAUAGAAUAUUUUAAGGAUAUUACGAAAGUAAUCAAAAGGAAUGUUUACCAUGUAACUUUAAUUGUUAAACUUGUGAAACUCUAAGUGAUAAUUGUUUAGCUUGUUCAGGUAAUCGAAUGAAUCCUCCACUAUGCAAAUGUCCUGAUGGCUUCGAUUCAGAUGAUAAUUCUGCAUGGUGUACAGGUACGAAAUAUUUUAAUUAGAUUGCUAUAAUGUUAAUUUAGAUGUCAAAAUGAGCAGCAACAGCAAUAAAUUAAUGAUACAAUUUAGUAAAAAAAUUGUAAAAAUUAAUUCUUAUUGUGCAUCGCUUUUUGAAGAGUCUACCCUCGAUUAUUUAGGAGUUAAUCCAAUUUGCAUCGUUAAUUCAUUUUCAAUAGAUGUCUUUAUAGGCUAAAAUUCAACCAUUUAUUUUGGUCAGUCCAUCAGUUUUAAACCUUCAAUUAUUAAAUUACAAGAAUGCUAAAAUCCAGUUACUCAUUUUGUAAAUAACUUGUUAUAUCAUACAUCAGAUUUAGAAGCUCCAUAGAUACUGUUCUCAAGAAAUUUGGUUCUUUUAUCAGCUUGCUCUAAAAUUUCUGAUACAAUCUAGUAAAUCUACACCUAUAAUUUUGGAAAUAGCUAAAUAACUUUUAUAGAAUGGAAAUUAAUUAGAACCUAAAAACAAGAUCCUAAAAUUAGUUAUUUAUUAGAUUAUCUAACAAAUUAAUUUAAGAAUUAUAGUUAAAUAAAUAAAUUUGAAUUCUCUAACGAUAUAUUAGAUGAAAAUAAUGAAAUUUUAUUAGAAUUAAAGUAUCAGAACUUCUUAAAAAUAGAAGGAAGCAGUUUUAUUACCAUUAAGUAAUUGAAAACAAAAUAUUUCUUAAACGUCCAAACACAAAAAAACAAAUAUUUUAAUUCUUAAUUAAUUGAAAUUUUUAUUUAAGUUUCUAAUUGUUAAGAAGUACUUAAUAAUAAUGUUAAAUUAAAUAUCUCAAUUGGUACUCUCAACAAGUAGGUUGAAUUAAAUUUGAGUGAAUAUUAUAUCUACAGGAUAGAACCUUAUAUUCUGAAUGUGGGUGUUUAAUAGUUAAAUAUUAGAGUCUACAAUCAAGAACAAUUAGAGAUAGAAGAUAACUUUUAGAUUUUAAUAAUGAAAGAGGAACCCUUAAUAUAAUUGUUUACUGAAUCCAAUUAUUUAAGCUUUUCAUAACAAAUAGUCAUAUAUGGGUUUGUAAAAAAUAUUGAUCAGUAAAAUCCUAUUCUUAAAUGGGAUUGUUUUGAUCUUACAUCAAAUUUUGAAUGCUUAACUUUAAAUCAGACUUAAUUGAUAUUACCUGAUUCACAAAAUAUGACACUCUAGUCUUACACUUUAAGUCCCUUUUCAGUUUAUAAGUUUACAGCUACCUUCUUGGAUUUACAAUAAUAUGUGAUAGAAACACUAAUUGAAUCAAAUGUUCCUAAAAUUUCAUAUGAAUCAUAUCCAGAUAUUUCUGAUGGGUAUAUCAACUAUCAUGAUUAGCUCCUAUUUAAAUUUAAAUUCCUAGAAAUAGUGUAAAACUCUGAUUUAUUAUUGUAUACAGGGAUUUUAUCAAAUUCGGAUUUAGUAGUAAAGCAUUUUAGAUUCAAUUAUUUAGAGUUAUAAAUGAGUCUUUUGCAUUAUUUUACUAUUGAUUAAUUAACGAAAACAAUGAUAUUAAAGAUUAACAUCCAUAGUCCUGAUUACUUUUAACCAUCUCAGGUCACCAUACCAUUAAAUAUCAAUAUACCACCUUUAUAAUGCAGGAUAGACCUUGACUCACAGAAUGCAUCUACAAUUUCGAAUUUCUCAAUUAAAGUAGCUGAUUGUUAAGAUGAUAAUAUUCCUUUAUAGUAUAGAUUGGUACUAUAUUUUAAUCAAUCUGAUCUUAAUUAUGAUUAUUCCAUUAAUAAAAUUUAAAAAGGAGUUAUUUUAUUUGAUUAUUAAUAUAAUAAUAUAUUCGAAACUAAAUUGACAGGUAAUGGAGAUAUUUAACUAAUGGUUUAAGUAAAAGACACUCUUAAUGGUAAGAGUAAUUACACAUACUCAUUAAAUUUUACAUAUGUGUAGGGAUAAUUAGCAACUUUGCUAGUAAAUUCUAUGUCCAUAACUGAAACUUUAAUCUAUGCAGCAAGCUUAGAAUUUGAAGAAAAUUCAAAAUCUUAAGAAAUAUCAUAAGUUCUCUCAUAAUAAAUUCAGUACUUUUCUAGUUGCAAAUGCAUUUCAGAAAAAUAAUUGCUGACAUUAAAAUCAUUUGCCAAAAGACAUAGAAUUUGGAGAAAUAGUGAUAUUUAAAUCGAAUUAACACAAUAGAAAGAAAGAUUAAGUUCACUUAAAUAAGAGUUAGAAAUCUUAAAUUAAAAUUAAUAUCAAAAAUAUGAGCGUACAUUAGAAGAAUUUAAAAAAGCAACUCUAUUGGAAAAUACAGUUGAGAUAGCAAAAUACAUUAGUGAUUUGUAUGAAUUAAAUAGAGAACAAUAAUAGAACACAAGAAUUUUGAUUAGCGAUGAGGAACAAUAAGGUAAACUCAAUAACAAUUUUAUUAUCAUCGAUUCAAUAAACUUAAUUACUGAGAUUUAAUUGUAAAAUUAAAUAAUAAAUGAAAAAUUAUAAACAAUAGUUACAAAUUCAUUCAAUAUUUCCACACAAAAAGCAACUUAAAAAGUAUUGGAGUACUUGAUCAGUAAUUCAUUAAAUGAACCACAAGUUAUUGGAUAAGAAAAUCAAUAAGUCGAUUAAAAGUAAGUUUUGGAGACAUAUUCUUACAAAAUGGUUAAAUACUAAACGAAUCCUUACAUACAUGACUCCUAUUUUAUUAAUAAUAAUGCAGAUUAAUACAAUUACCCUAUGUAUUAACCUGAAAUUAAAUAGAUGUCCAACAAAACUCUUUUAGAAAAUAUUACUACUUCCAAAGGUAUUAGAUAUAAUUUCGAGACUUAAGAUUAAAAUCUAAUAGUAGAAUGUGUGGCAAAGGUUAAAGAAAGCUGGAGCGUAGAUUCUUGCUAAACAGUUCAAGAAGGUAAAAAAGUAACAUGCUAAUGUACUUAUAUCUCUUCAACAACGAUAUUGGAAGCAACGCAAAACAUAUUUGAUGAAGCCGUCGAUUUCUUUUCAGUUUAAACCAUUGAACGAAUGCUUGAAUGCUCAUACUUAUCUAUCAUAUUUACAUAUAUAGUGAUGAUUUACACAAUAUUGUUUCUUUGGUUCAUUUUCUAUGGAUAUAAAAUGGAUAUGGCCAAAAAUGAAGAAAGCUUAUUUCAUUCAACCAAAGUUACUCCAACUGACUGGGACCAAGCAACUGAAAAACCAGGAAGGACCAUUAAUAUGGGAGAAACAGAGUCUGAAAAAUAACUUCCAGUAAUUGAUGUAAACAUGGGGAGAAAAUAGAGCCAAAGAAAAACUAUAUUUAAUAACAACGACAGCUAAAUCACAUCAGAUGAUAAAUACCUAAAACGGCCUAAUGUUGAUUAUUAUAAUAAAAUUUUGGCUGCCAGGAAAACAAUUGGAAUAACAACUAAUGUUUGUUCUGAGAGAAUCAUGGAAGAAAAUGAACCCUAAUUAUCUCCCAAAGAUAGAGCUAGUAGUAUAUCCUUUAAAAUUGUUCCCUCCCCACUUUCAACACCUAGAUAGUCAUAUUUUAAUAACUAAGAUGCUCUGUAUGAAAAAUAUACGACCUAAAGAAUUACCUUAGGCAAAGCUAUUCUAUCCUAUAUGGAAGUAUUCUAUUUAUUUAAAUCUUAGAUAAAUCAUAAGGUUCUGAGUCUGUAUUAUUUAUAUGAUAAGGAUUGUUCUAGGAUCUAUAGAACUAUCAUAUUAUAUGUGUCUUUAUUGGGGGAGCUAAGUAUUUUGACAUUUUUUGGGAAAGUAAUGUAUUUAUCAUAAUGUAGAUCAUUAAUUUCAAUUCAAUUAUAGCACUCUCAAUUUUGUAAACCUUAUUUGGAGUCAUUUUUAGAAAGCUACUUUAAGUAUUUCUAAAGUCAGAUAAAAGAUGUAUUAAUUAUAUAGGGUUUAAUCUUGUAAUCUUAAGUGUUUUAUUCUUUUUAUUUAUGAUAUUUGGAAGUGUAGCUAAAUAUCAAUCAGUUUUAGAAGCUUCAUUAUGGGGAGUAGCCUAUUUAAGCAGUUUUAUAUUAGAUUAUAUAGUCUAUACUAACUUUCAGAUUCUUCUUUGUUUCUCAAUAAUCAUCAAAUUUGGGAAUCGAUAAACAGUUAAAGUAAUCUAAAUUAAUAUUUUAGAAAUAUUUAAAAAUGUUUUUGAAUGACAAGGUGUUUAUCUAAACUUUUGGAAGUUCAUGA
Paramecium octaurelia is the source of this 6227-nucleotide messenger RNA. Lineage: Eukaryota; Ciliophora; Oligohymenophorea; Peniculida; Parameciidae. The record is from the annotation of a GenBank genome assembly.